CUACAUAUGCAGAUGAUAAUUCAUAUUUACUGUUUGAGGCAUUUCUUUUAUGGGCCCUUGGGCAUGACACAUGUAUAUCUUCAUAUACAACUUGUUUGUUAUUUGGUAUUCGGUUUUUUGUCUGUUGUGUUGUAACCUUUUCAUCUCAUUUCAUUGUUACUUCAGAAAUUCAUUGGUGGAAGUUUAGUUUUUACGUGUCAUGUUGGAACUUAUACGUCUUGUUCCAUUAUUGUAAUAUGGUUAUCACAGUAUUUUAUAUUUGAACUCUGUCCAUGUACUAAUUCACAUUGAACAUUGACACUUGGUAUAUUUGCCUCUGAUACACAGUUGUUCCUGUAUACUGAUUUUCUUGUGUUAGUAACCUUUCAGUUUGGUAGAAGUCCCAGAAGAGAAGAAGACUAAAUUUCCAUGAUAGAACUACUCUGGAUUGUUAAUGUAUUCAUAGACUUUCUCUGUGAUGUUAAUUGAAUUUAUAUAGAGUACACCUCUAGAAGGAUGACAUUUAUGUCAGUGUUGUUUUGCCUUCGUGUCUUUGCUUUCAGCCAUGUAUCUUGCACAAAGGCUCCACAGGUAUCUUUGACCACUUCUCAUGAUGAUUUUGAAGUUACAUUCAAUUAGCAACUGUGUUAUAAAGUUGCCUUCUUUUAUUAUGUCGAUUUUCUUCUGUUUAAAGGUGAGAGAUGUGUGGACAAGUGAAGGUGGCACUGAAAAUUGAGAGUGAUGAAGAUCGUUUUGUCCUGCAGCUAAGACUCUGAUAGUUGUCUCAUUGGACUUCUGUAUUAGGCUGGCUGUGAGCAAGCAGUUUCAUUGAAGAUCAAAGGCCAAACUCUUUCCGGUCUACUUGUCACGCCACUGGAGAAGUACAAGCGGCGAGGUAAAAGCAAGGAGAGAUAUAUAACGAGAGAAGAGGAAGUGCGAUCAGUGCCGUACACGUGCAGUCACAGCGGUGCUUUGAAAGCCGCGCGUGCGUUUGACCGUGAUCAGUAAAAGAGACCCGUUCCCACACGUCCAGUUCUUCUUGCCUUCCUCUUCUUUUUCCCUCUUUCCUACCCCCUCCUCUUCGGAUAACGAUGGCGAUGGCUCUGAGAAACCUCGCCCUUUCUUCGCCCCUCGUCGCCUUCCUCUCCUUCUUCUUCUAAGGAUCAUCGAUCGAUUUCAAGGGCGGCGAGAUGGAGACAGAGAGCGAGAGGAUGGCGACAAACGGAGAGGACGCGGAGCCGGAGGCCCGGCCGCAGCCGUCUCAUCCUCGUCCGCUGCGGCGGACGGGCGAUUUCUUGGGGAAGCAUCGCUUGUCGGCCGCCAUCUCCCGGCUCAACCAAGAGAUCCAGUACCUCCAGGCUGAACUAGAUGAAAUUGAAACAAUGAAGCCGUCUUCUGAAGCAUGCAAGGCAGUUGUCUUGAGCACGGAAGGCAAAUCUGAUGCCCUCCUUCCAGUUACACCAGGUCCCGAAAAUCCAGCCUGGCACCGGUGGUUCCAACGUGUCCCAAGCUCUCAUAGUCGUAAAUGGUGGACACACAAAGGUUCUGAUGUUUCUUAAAAAUGGUUUCUGAUGACUUUUUGAUGAGCAUAAUAUACAGAUGCUACCAACUAAAGGUGGUUUUGAAGUGUCAUCGGUCUUAUGUUGUUUGAUCAGUUCACCCUCUAAAAGCAGUAGCUACAAUUGCAUGGUUGGAAUAUUAUCUGCUCAUUGUGCAUGUUGUUGUGCACAUAGUGUUAUCGUUGAUGACAAAACAUAUUGGCAUGGCACUGAUAUUAAUUCGAAGACAUUUUGGUUUCUUA
This is a messenger RNA of Musa acuminata AAA Group (dessert banana), 1780 nucleotides long. Its product is annotated as guanine nucleotide-binding protein subunit gamma 2-like. NCBI's taxonomy places the organism in Eukaryota, Viridiplantae, Streptophyta, Magnoliopsida, Zingiberales, Musaceae. The record is from RefSeq and is a predicted model, not a curated record. Gene Ontology annotation, biological process: G protein-coupled receptor signaling pathway. The transcript has 6 exons. The coding region runs from base 1170 to 1538 and encodes 122 amino acids.